AUGAGCUAUUUUCAAAUACCCGGUUCCCUUUGCGAUGAAAUUCAGCCCUACUCCCCUCUGGCCAGAGUGUUGAAAGCAAGAUACCACAAAGACUAUUCAAUUUUGGAAGCUUCUGAGGGUCAUGCUCCAUCUUAUAUCUGGAGGAGCCUGUGUGAUUCACGAGUUGUAUUAGCUAGACGUUCCCGCUGGCAAAUUGGGAAUGGUUGGUCGGUGAAAGUGUGGGGUGAUCGUUGGAUCCCAAAGCCCAACUCUUUUCAGAUAACUUCAGCAACUGUGACAGGUCAUGAAAAUGUUUUAGUAUGUGAGCUUAUUAACCCGGUCUUGCAUAAGUGGCAUGAGGAUCUGGUCCAUGCCUGGUUUGGUGCUCAAGAGGCCUCUUGUAUUCUUCACCUCCCACUCAGUUUUAGAAUCCCAGCUGAUCGGCUGGUGUGGCACUAUGAAAAGCAGGGUGAUUUGACUGUGUGUAGUGCCUAUGAGGUAGCCCGCCAGUUCCUUUUUGAGGAGGCUGGGGAAGGCUCAUCCAAUCGUGACAACUACUACGGUGUCUCAACUAAGGCAUGGUCUCGGCUUUGGUGGGUAUGUGUUCCACCAAAGGUAAAGGUUUUUGUUUGGAGGGUACUCCAUAAUAUUCUCCCUACCAGGGACCGAUUGCUCAGUGAGGGGGUCCAAGGCGAUUUAGGUGGUUGUGUGUUGUGUGGAGCUCAGGCGGAGUCCUUACCUCAUGUUCUAUUGGAUUGCUCUUUCACGGCCUUAAUUUGUCUAAGCAGUCCUCUGCGGACAAAAUGGCGUGAUCGUGCAAUAGGGGACCUCAAUGGAUGGCUGGAACAUGUCCUGCUACGUGAGGACAGCCAACGAUUGAACUCCUCUUCAUGCUGCUAUGGAGUCUAUGGAAUGAGCGAAAUUCGGUGGUCUGGACGGCAACGCGUCAGAGCAAAAUGGCAGAAACCUCUGCUUGGAGCGAUCAAGAUCAACGUAGAUGGAGCUUUCAAUGUGCAGAUUAGCACUGGUGGUGGUGGACUUAUCGCCCUCCUAUUCGCAAGGGGACUUGAUCCUGGGCCUAAACUAAUUGAAAGGGAUGCACAAGACGUGUUUCAGAACAUCAUAGCUGAGCGAGAGGACAGAUCCCAACUCAGCUUCUUGAUUUCAGAUUGCAGAUCUCUGCUUUUCUAG
This is a messenger RNA of Prunus armeniaca (apricot), 1170 nucleotides long. The record is from the annotation of a GenBank genome assembly. Lineage: Eukaryota; Viridiplantae; Streptophyta; Magnoliopsida; Rosales; Rosaceae.